Penicillium odoratum is the source of this 3375-nucleotide messenger RNA. RefSeq names its product RNA-binding ribosome biosynthesis protein MAK21. The transcript has 3 exons. Gene Ontology annotation, cellular component: nucleus. The record is from RefSeq and is a predicted model, not a curated record. NCBI's taxonomy places the organism in Eukaryota, Fungi, Ascomycota, Eurotiomycetes, Eurotiales, Aspergillaceae. Bases 1 to 3375 code for a protein of 1124 amino acids.
AUGGUCAAAGGGAAAGGCAAGCGCCCUUCCGGCGCUAAUGAGCCCAUCCCGGAUGGAGGUGUUUCGAUUUCCAAAUCCCAAUCUACGUCUACUGAGCCCCAGAUCGAUGAGAGCGCUUUCGCCGGUUUACGUCAGAAAAUUGAGCAACGAUUGAAGGAUCAGAGCUCCAACAAGGGAAAAUCGAAGAAGAACGACAAGUCAAAAGCCCCGGCUGAGGCUGCACCUACGAAGCAAGAGAAGGAGGCCGCCCCCAAAGCUGGUCAAUCCCAGGACUCUUCUGCGCAUGGCAAGAAGCGGGAUCGCAAUGGGGAGGUGAUUGCUCGGGAGGAGAAGAAGGAGGGAAAGAACAAAACUGGAAAGUUUUCAAAGAAGGUUGACGAUGAUGAGACCCUCCGACAAGAGAUUUUGGCUAUGGGCGGCACCGAGGAGGACCUUGACCUUCUUGCCGGUGUUGACUCCGAAUCAGAGGUUGAGGGUGUCAGCGCCAAAGCUGGGGACAAUGACCUUCGGAAAGAACUUUCAAAGAUGUUGGAGGCUGCUGGCCACGUUGUGCCGCAGGAUCUAGCAGAGGACGAAGUCGAGGAGGAGGAUGAAGAGGAGGCCGAGGAAAGCGCCGAAGAAGAUGAGGGUGAAGAUCAGGACAUCAGUGACGUCGAGAACAGCGAGCCUGAAGAUGUCUCCGAUAUGUCUGAGGUCGAGGAGGCGCCCAAACCUAAGGAGAAACAGCCCGAGAUGCUGAUUCCCAAGGAAUAUGCCACGCUGGCCAUUCUUCCUCGUUCCGAUUGGUUCGCAGCUCCUGUUCCCAAGCUUGCCAGCGGCAACGCGAAGCAAAUGACUGCCCUUCCUAGACACUUGGUCGACCGCAUCCACGAACUCGCCAAUUCGCUAUUACAGGAGGAAAACGAGAAGUAUGCUAAAGCCCAACAAACCUCGGCUUCGUCAUCCCACAAGUUCUACACCACUAUUAUGGCCUCGGGUACCCUGAGCGAUAAAAUCUCCGCAUUGACGCUUGCCGUUCAAGAGUCUCCGCUGCACAACACAAAGUCUCUAGAAGCCCUUAUUGCCUUGGGACGCAAGCGCAGCCGUGCGCAAGCAGUUGAGGUCCUCCGGUCUUUGAAGGAUAUGUUUGCUCAGGGAACCUUGCUGCCCAGUGAUCGCCGUCUGAGAGCAUUUGCCAACCAGCCAUCUCUUGUUGCUGCCUUCCAAGGUGCUGGUGGCCGCUGGACUGAACGAGACCCGCUCCCCGGUGGUCUGCAGAAGAGCCACCUCAUUCUUUGGGCUUUCGAGGAGAUUGUCAAGAUUCAGUUCUUCGAGGUCCUCAAGAUUCUGGAGAUCUGGUGUAACGAUGAGAUUGAGUUCUCACGGACUCGUGCAGUCAGUUAUGUCUACGAGCUUCUUAAGGAGAAGCCGGAACAAGAAGCCAACUUGCUGCGUCUGUUAGUCAACAAGCUUGGAGACCCUGGCAAGAAAAUUGCCUCGCGCGCCUCUUAUCUUCUCCUGCAGCUUCAGCAAACACAUCCCAUGAUGAAGCCUUUAAUCAUCAAGUCCGUUGAGGAGCUAUUAUUCAGACCUGGUCAGAGCCAGCAUGCGAAGUACUACGCCAUUAUCACCCUCAACCAGACCGUUCUCAGCUCAAAGGAACAGAAGGUUGCUGCACAGCUACUUGACAUCUACUUUGGCAUGUUUGUCACUCUCCUGAAGCCGCAGGCUAAGGAGCCUACCUACAAGGGAAAGAACAACGGCAAACUGGGCCAAAAGGGCUCAAAGAACAAGGCUCCUCCCAAGGGAGAAAAGGGAGAAGCCCAGACUGAUGAAAUGCGAGAGAAGCUGACCUCGGGUGUCCUCACUGGUGUCAACCGCGCCUACCCGUUUACUGACUCUGAUUCUGACCGACUCUCGAAGCACAUCGACACUCUCUUCCGCAUUACACACUCUUCAAACUUCAAUACCAGCAUCCAGGCCCUGAUGCUGAUUCAGCAGCUUACUGCCUCUCACCAAGUUGGCAAUGACCGCUUCUACCGGACUUUGUAUGAGUCGUUGCUGGAUCCCCGUGUCAUCACCUCCUCUAAGCAGUCCCUAUACUUGAAUGUUCUAUUCAAGGCACUCAAGAACGAUUUGAACGUUCGCCGAGUCAAGGCAUUUGUCAAGCGUAUCGUUCAAGUUCUCGGACUGCACCAGCCUGCCUUCGUUUGCGGUGUGUUCUACCUGAUCCGCGAGCUGGAGAAGACCUUCACCGGUCUUUCUUCUUUGUUCGACCAGCCCGAAGCGAAUGACAGCGAUGACGAAGAGGUCUUCCGGGAUGUUCCCGACGAGGAUGAUGAGCCGACUGUGCCUACUCCUGUUGUUGAAGCCCAACCCAAGAAGCAGGCCAACGGAUAUGAUCCCCGUAAGCGUGAUCCUGAACACAGCAACGCCGACAAGACUUGUCUCUGGGAAUUGCUGCCCUAUACUUCCCACUUCCACCCGUCCGUUUCUGUCAAUGCCGUGAAUCUCUUGGAGCACAACCCCAUGAGUGGCAAGCCCGACAUGACCAUCCAUACUCUUACCCACUUCUUGGAUCGUUUCGUGUACCGUACCCCCAAGGCCAACGCUGCUUCCCGCGGUGCCUCUAUCAUGCAACCUCUCGCUGGUGGUGAAGCUGCCGACCGGUUGGUGGAGGCUGCCAAGACUGGUCAGCAGGCUAUGCCCUUCAACUCCGAGAACUUCUGGAAGAAGAAGGCCGACCAAGUCGCGGCAGAGGAUGUCUUCUUCCACGAGUACUUCAACCGUGUCAACAAGGACAAGGUUCGUGCUAAGAAGGGCAAGUCUACUGAAGACCGUGACAGUGAUGAAGAGGUCGACCCUGAAGGUGCCAGCGACAACGAGGACGAGAUCUGGAAGGCCCUGGUUGACUCGCGACCUGAGCUGGAAGAUGGCGGUGAGAGCGAGGACGAUCUGGACAUGGAUGAUCUGGAAUCUGCCUACGAUGAUGACGAGGACGAGGAGGGUAGCGGUGACGAGGUCAUCUUCAACGACGAGUCCGAUGUGCCGUCUGACGAGGACAUGGCCGACUUCAGUGGCUUUGAAGAUGAGGAAGCCGAGGCUGCUCCUGCUGCCAAGAAGGCAGCCAAGAAGCCCACCAAGGAGAAGGCAAAGAAGGUGGACGAGGACGACGAGGACGCCUUCGACAUGGAUGUCUCAGACGACGAGGCAUUCCUCGACAGCGACGACGACCUGCCAUCGGACAUGGAGCUCGGCGGCGUGGAACUGGAAGCUCCCGAAGCCGCCCCUUCGGCCUCGGACUCGAAGAAACGCCGCAAGCUCAAGCACCUGCCUACCUUCGCCUCGGCCGACGACUACGCAGCCCUGCUCGCGGACGAGGAGGACGGCAUGUAA